GUUAGCAAUACCUGAUCUGUAACCGCCCGUAACUUUACCAGACACACCAUUCCCCAUCUACACUUCAAUACUGAGCAGUUACACUCAAAUCACACACACACACAUCAAUGGAAACCUUCUGGCAAAAAGCAAAAUCACUUGCAGAAGAAGCAACAAAGAGAUCUCAAACCCUAACAUCUUCUCCAGUCCGAAUCGCCGACAUCGUCUCGGAAACCGCCAAACGAUCCAAAGACAUUGCUGCCGAAGCUUCCAGAAAAGCCGAUCAGUUGAAGAACGCUGCACUUCUCUCACUCGCCGAUCAAAUUCCGUCGCUGUCGAUUACGUCAGCUUCGUCUUCUUCUGAAUCGCCGUCGGAGUCGGAGCUUGAAACGUUCGGCAUCACGGAGGAUCUGCGAGGCUUUGUUAAAGGCCUCACGUUGUCUACGUUUCAGAAUUUUCCGUUUCCAGAUGAUGCGGCAUCUGAUGUGGCUACUGUCUCCAAUGUAAGGCAAGAUCUUUCCGAGUGGCAGCAGAAACAUGCAAAUCUGGUCCUCACAACUAUCAAGGAAGUAUCAAAGUUGAGAUACGAAUUAUGCCCAAGGCACAUGAAGGAUGGAAGAUUCUGGAGGAUAUAUUUUACACUUGUGAGCACUCAUGUUUCCCCGUAUGAGAGGAAGUUUGUUGAGGAGAGCAAGUUAAAACAGAUAGCACAAGCAAAAGACGAAAAAAGUGAUCACACUCCGGCCGCUGAACCAGAAUCGGCGGGAGCAAAUCUGCAAAGCAAGACAUCUACAUCUGAACAGGAUUUAGAUUCAUUUCUUUUGGGAGAUCUUGAUGACAGUGAUGGGCAUCCAGAUGACGGUGAUAAUGAUGCUUUUGAUGAUGAUGACGACGAUGAUUUUGACAAGGCGGACAAUUCUGCGAUUGAAGAUGAAAAGUGAGUGGAAGGGUGAAGGGGGUACAGCUUGAUGAGGACAUGUAUUUUUGAGUUUGAUGGAAACAUGAUAUGUUCAUUUGUAAUGUGGGAUUGAUAAGCUGUUUUUUUUCCGAUUGUACUUAAAAAACCUUGUUAAGAUGGAUUUCGUAUAGAAAUAUCAAGUCAGAAUGUAAAACUUCAUAGGUGUA
Messenger RNA from Helianthus annuus (common sunflower), 1104 nucleotides. RefSeq lists its product as uncharacterized. The transcript has 6 exons. The record is from RefSeq and is a predicted model, not a curated record. Bases 108 to 920 code for a protein of 270 amino acids. NCBI's taxonomy places the organism in Eukaryota, Viridiplantae, Streptophyta, Magnoliopsida, Asterales, Asteraceae.